AUGGUCUACUUAAGUGCUGAUAGUAUUGACCCUCAGGAUAUUGAAUUUUUAAACAACCCAGUCUUCAGUUCUGAUUUUUUGAAUAGCAUCAGACUAUCUGGAUUGCCAAACCAUAGGCUAUGGCUUAAGAUAGGUGCUCAUGUUAUGUUAUUGAGGAAUAUUGAUCCUAAAGGUGGUUUAUGCAAUGGGGAUAGAGUUGGAGACAAAGUUUUGAUUCCAAAGUUCAUAAUAAAACCAUCAGACACUAAGUUGCCUUUCAAGAUGAGGAGAAGGCAUUUCCCAUUGGCUGUGGCUUUUGCAAUGACUAUAAACAAGAGUCAAGGACAAUCACUAGAAGAAGUUGGAUUGUUUCUUCCUCAACCUGUGUUUUCUCAUGGACAGCUAUAUGUAGCGUUGCCAAGGGACACAUCUAAAAGGGUUUAA
Messenger RNA from Camelina sativa (false flax), 423 nucleotides. The record is from RefSeq and is a predicted model, not a curated record. Lineage: Eukaryota; Viridiplantae; Streptophyta; Magnoliopsida; Brassicales; Brassicaceae.